Molecule: messenger RNA, 2689 nt
Organism: Venturia canescens
Lineage: Eukaryota; Metazoa; Arthropoda; Insecta; Hymenoptera; Ichneumonidae
Product: gustatory receptor 23a-like
Exons: 8
Coding region: 1254-2513 (419 amino acids)
Biological process (GO): sensory perception of taste; male courtship behavior; chemosensory behavior
Cellular component (GO): neuronal cell body; membrane; dendrite
Source: RefSeq, a predicted model, not a curated record
UCAGCUGACACAGCUGAGUUGCUGGCUGUUGUUUUUUUUUUGAGGUUGUUAGUUUCGUAAAAAAGUUAUAAAUAUCUUUCAAAAUAAACGCGUCCAAUAAUUAAUCACCGUUAUUCAAUAAUUAAUCAAAGCGAGUAUUUCCUGAUCAUCAAAUUAGAGAAAUUCAUAAAAAAUUCCCAUUUUCUAUAAAAUUUGGGGUGUUUUUCAAGAACAUAUUGAAAAUGGGAAAAGUUGUGCGUGCAGUUCCUCGUUGUGGAUGUGAUCGAAAUUCGGAUCUAAUGAAGAGAAAAAGUAGAGGACUGCGGUAGCUCACACGUUUUUCCAUUCCAAAGGGAUCAGACAAACAAGCAAAUUAAUCGUCACCAAAAGCAACAGACGGAACCAGAAAUCAAAUUCACAAUAGCCAUGCUCAGAAAGGCCAGUUGAGCGCAGUUUUUUUGCCAGAUUCUUAGGCAUGGUCUCAGUCAUCCUCUGAGCAUUCACAUUUAUCGAUCGUUGUACCUUUAAGGUGUAACUUGAAUUGGAAGUGGCUCUGGACCUUUCUAUAUCCGAACGUGUAUAAAGAUGGACAAAGAUAAUCUUUCGUCAAAGAUAUUUGUGCUUGCCUCGAAACUUUAGAAGAUCGUUUGAUCUGUACAGGAUUGGAAUGGACAUUGAAAGCCAUCAUAGCCGUUGCAUGGAAAUUUGAGAUGACAAAGAAUCUUGCGCGCAUCAGCAAUGUUAUCCCAGAUGCCUGCUCUGUUCAAAGCUGCAAAAAUACGUUGUUCAACUCGGAGACGUUGGCUGCAAUCGUCGAAAAUAAAUACCGCAGGCAACAAAAGACGAGCGAACGUCCAAGUCGACGGGUGGAAUGAAGGAAAAUAUUGACAAAUCGUAACGCAGCAAUGUGACUUCUAGCUCGACCAAGGACUCGGAGGCAGAACGGUGUAGCGUGUUUGUUCGGAACGCUUUCCUUCAGGGUCGGAUAAUAAUUCAUAGCAAAUUGUGAAAGGAUCGAUCUCCAGAAGAGUGUAACGAGUAUUUCUCGCUCGAUUAAUAUUGAUUGGGGCUGUCGACAUCGUCAUGACAACUCGAAUCGAUAACAAGCGAUCAGGGAGGUAGAUACGACACGAAAGUGAUAAUGAGAAGCGUUUAAUGGAAUGAAGGAGUUAAUGCGAUGAGGACGAGUCGCCAGGGCGGAAUCAGUCUGCAUUAAAGCGAGCACGAGCCCGUAGGAAAAGUCGAGUCGAAGACAGCAUCGAAGAGUCUCGAGCAUGGGAGUCUCCGGGGCCUUUGGCGGGGCCGUGAAACCCCUCAAAAAAUGGCGUUUGUUCAAAGCAACCGAUUACGUAUCGCUCAUGUACCCCUGCUUCGAACUUCUACGAAUUUACGGUUUUUUUCCGUACAAAAUAACGUCAGGAUCGACCAUGGUUUCGUCGAAGCUCGGCUACAUAUAUUCGACCCUAUUAACCGGCUUGAACUUCGGUCUCAUGUGUUUCCUGCUCUACCAAAUGGACGUUUCUCACAAGCUCCAGUACGCCUCGGUUCCUGGUUACCUCCAAGGCAACUGCUACGUCGUUCUCGGCUGCUCGAUCGCCUUCGUUUCCUACGUUUACAGCUCCAAACGAAUGCGUUUGCUCUGCGACCUCGCUGAGCUUUCCGCCCGCUUGCCAAGCUCCUCCUUCACUCAAGUCACCAAAAUCGUCCACGCCAAAGACAUCCUCGGAUUCUUUUUCCUCGUCGCACAAUACGGAAAUAUUUAUUCGGAGGAAGCCACUGUGAUCGUUUCGAAAAUUUUGGCCAUGUACAUCACCGUCGUCGUCUACCUGGUCGACACCCUCUACGUCGAUUCCGUCAUCGUUUUGCGCGUCUGCUUCGAACGAGUAAACGACAAUCUCAUCGCACUCAAAGACAGCAUCUGCACCGAAGACCCUCAUCUCCUUCGCAGGGUUUAUCACAAGCAGAAGAACCCUCUUUUGUUACUCGAAAUUCGAGCGAUGAAGAAACAGCACAAUGACAUUAGCGAAGUCGUCCAACGACUCAACUCCACGUUCAGCCUCCAAAUCGUCGCUACCGUCACUCUCACCUUCGCUGAAAUCACGUUUUCCCUCUAUUUUUACAUACUUCAAACCGUUGGAUUUCAAUCCAUUGACCUUAAAACUCAAAUUUGGUUUUGCUACUUCAUCACUUCGGUUACUUACUACUCCGUCAAAAUGGCCUCUAUCGUCUGGGCUUGCGAGACUGCCAAGGCCCAGGCCAUCAAAACUGGAAUCAUCGUUCACGAAGCUCUCAUUGGCACUACUGACAAACAGGUCAAGGAAGAGCUUCAAUUGUUCUCUCUUCAACUUCUCCAUCGUGACAAUAGUUUCCAGGCAAAGGGCUUGUCGUUGGACGCCACUUUGAUAACUGCGAUUGUUGGAGGAAUCGCCACGUAUCUCCUAAUCUUAAUUCAAUUCCUCGUUGCUGGCAAGACCUCCAAUCCGGACUCUCAAACUACUCCAAUCCCGAUCAUGACGUCGACUCCUGGCGAUUGAGAACGAGAAUCGUGUCGUUUUUCUCCAGUCCUGGAAUUGCAAUAUUUUUUUAAGGUCUUUGUUGUUUUUCAGGGUCGAUCUUUCGAGAGCUAAUGGGAGGUUUCUUAUAAAAAUACACUAAUCAAUAAAAUUGUUGUUAUAUUUUCUGGUUUAUUAAAUAAAUGAAUAAGUUAAAA